Messenger RNA from Staurois parvus, 972 nucleotides. The record is from the annotation of a GenBank genome assembly. NCBI's taxonomy places the organism in Eukaryota, Metazoa, Chordata, Amphibia, Anura, Ranidae.
GCUGCUAGGAAACCCUGGGCGGACAUAUCUGUACUGAGUCGGAGAGCAGCAGCUAUGGCCAGCAAGAAGAAAGAUGUCUCACUUCAGGUUAUCAUAAGUAAUCAGGAGCAGUGGGAGGAGACUCUUUCUUCCAAAGGACUCCUAGUGGUGGACGUGUAUCAGGCCUGGUGUGGUCCUUGCAAGACAGCUGUCAGCUUAUUCCGAAAAAUUAAGAAUGAACUGGGUGAUGAUCUCUUGCAGUUUGCUGUGGCUGAAGCUGAUAGCAUUGAUGUACUUGAGAAAUACAGAGGCAAAUGCGAACCAACGUUUCUUUUCUUUGCUGGAGGGGAACUUGUUGCUGUGGUGAGAGGAGCCAAUGCUCCAUUACUACAGAAAACUAUUAUAGACCAACUUGAAGCAGAAAAGAAAGUUUUGAACCAAGGCCUAGAUCGCAAAGUGGUAAAAGAUGAGGCACUUCUAGAGGAAGAAGAUGAAACGUCUCCUAUCCCAUCACAAGCUGAGGAUGAUGAACUGUUUCCAUCAGGGAAGUCUUACACAGUGGCUAUUAUUAAACCUGAUGCUGUCGCUCACGGAAAGACAGAUGAAAUAAUAAUGAAGAUACAGGAGGCUGGGUUUGAGAUUUUGGCCAAUGAAGAGAAGACUAUGACCGAGUUGGAAGCCAGAGAUUUCUAUCAACACAGAGCAGGAGAGGUAUAUACUGACUCUAUGGUGCAAAAAUCCGUUAAAGGUCCUUGCUUAAUGAUGAUCCUUAGCAAAGAGAAUGCAGUGCAGGAGUGGAGAGAACUGAUGGGGCCCACAGACCCCACUAUAGCCCAAACAUCAGCCCCUGACUCUCUGAGGAGCUUGUUUGCCAAGAGCAUUCUACAAAAUGCAGUCCAUGGCUCCUCCAACAUUAAUCAUGCCACAGAAAAGAUAAAGUUCAUAUUUGGUGACAUUGAUCUGGAAGGAAAUAUCAGUGGUAAGUUCAGUUAA